AUCAAUGGCCGUACAAUUCUCGUGACACUCCGCUUUUUCUGGAGCAAGUGCUCCGGAAGGAGCACCUGCGGGAGUAUCCGGCCACGCUUCUCGGCGAGAACUUUGUGCAAGCAAUUCUUACCGCGUCGACGACUUUCGGGCCCAGGCACUUAUUUUCUUUGGGAUUCGCCCCCACCCAAGUAGAAAAUGGCUGGACACUGGAAGAAGAUUCGCCGCUGGUGCGAUCGGUUGCGGAGUACUUUUUCAGUAAAACUAGUAGUCCGAGAAAAGUUGACGAGCUCUUGGGUGCUUUGCCGGUACGACGCGACGACGACACGACCAACCGACCUCACGAUGGCAAUAACCGCGCAAGCCCCUCGAAAGCACGGCGAUCUGCCUGCGAGCAGUGGAGAGUGCGAGCAUUUCUUAUCAUGGUGAAAAGUGCAGCUACCAUCCCCAAAUGUGGAAGUGUUUGCAUUGCAAAAGUUCUAAAGGAAAACAUUUGCCAGCUGGCAUGUAUCAGCAUGAGAAAUGUUCCGGCCAGGGCAGCUAGUGAAAGUGUCGUCUCCUGUUGCAGUUGAUGCACAGUGUGACAGUAUAUAAGCGAUGUCUGUCAUGCUGAAGUUGCGUCACUGGCUGAAACAAAUUUAUAAACAAUAAAUGCGUCGCAUCCAUCGAAUAAAAAGAAAUUCCGUGGUGUGGAAAGUUUGCAUUGCAAACUACUUGCGCGGCUUCUGACGGUGAGGAACUUUUCACUUUGAUAUCGGCUGUUAAAGAGCUCCUCGUCGACACACGACGGUAUGUCGCUUUUGACGACGUCAUCAAUCAUGACGCUAGUCCCCUACUGCUUCCUCUUCUUCGACGUAAGCUGGACAAAAUCGCGCACCAAGCACAGGAGGAGCGGGUUCGAGCGGUUGCAACUUGGCUGUGCAGCCGUGGAAAUCCACCUGCGAAGGAUGAAGAUAGAGACGAGAAAGAGAGAGAAGCUGCCCGGAACCCCCCCGUUUGCAAAUUGAUACUCUCCUUCGAGACGUCUCUUGCCCCUGAACCUGAAAGGUUGCUGGAUCUCAAAUUCUGGAUCGACCUAGAAAGCCCCGAGAGGUUUUCCCAUGUCAUGAGCAUCCGUCUGCCUAAUGUAUCGAAGGCAGAGCUGGACGUAUUGAAGGCAGAGCUGGACCACGAAGCAGUACAGGCAACUGGUAGUGGUGCGGCAAGUACUACAUCCUGGCCCUCAGAUUCCGUCUCGGCAGAUCACGUAUUGGAGCUUCAAUGCGCUGAUGACGUGCACGUGAUUUGAUAUUAGAGGGUGGAAUAUGACCUUGUUUGAGUUUGUAACAAAUAAGAUCGCAGGUAGAAUCCACACAUAUUCAGCUCGAUCUUGUUACCGACUUCUAUCUCUUUUAUUAUGUUCUCUACCAACAUUUUCGCAGCAAUUUCGCAUCAGCUUGUUAGAAAGUUAGCCACUUCACAGUGCGUUUUGUGCUACGAAAUUUGUAUCGUUGUAGUAAAAGUAAGCCCGCCCAGUAUGUGUAUCAUUGUAUGAUUGUAAGUACAUAGCGCCAGUACAAGUAUCUCUUUCUGUAUGAUUGUGACCACAAAAAACCUUUUAUUCCGUCUCAUCAACCAUGGAAAGGUAAAGGAGGACCAUGCAUUGAUGCAUGUCUCUGUGUACCUGAUUUGGAAAGAGAUAGAAAAAGAAUCUCGCCUGGCGGUGACAUCACGUACCAAGUACAACUAC
Amoebophrya sp. A120 is the source of this 1717-nucleotide messenger RNA. NCBI's taxonomy places the organism in Eukaryota, Dinophyceae, Syndiniales, Amoebophryaceae. The record is from the annotation of a GenBank genome assembly.